Molecule: messenger RNA, 2164 nt
Organism: Malania oleifera
Lineage: Eukaryota; Viridiplantae; Streptophyta; Magnoliopsida; Santalales; Ximeniaceae
Exons: 10
Coding region: 245-2002 (585 amino acids)
Source: RefSeq, a predicted model, not a curated record
GUCGUCAUUACCACCCACCGCCACCACCAGCACCUACCCUUUCCUCGCCUCCAACUCUCAACUUCAUCCUCCUGCUCCUGCCUCCAGCACCGCCGCUUCUUUUUCCUUCUCCCACCCCCAACUCCAUUACUACGAUUCCCCGUUCGACUGCUUCAGCUCCCUCGUCUCCUCCUUGAGGCGCAAGUACUGGCGCUCCUCAAAGCUCUCUGUCCGCCACUUCUCUGCACCUUCCGAUCAUCCUCACAUGGCGGCAUUAGAUGCUAGGCGGAAGAAGGCUACAACUACGCAGCAAAAGAGAGGAGAACUUGAAGGAGAGAUCUCCAUUCUUCGAAAAAUGCUUAAGCAUGAAGAAAAGGUGCAUGAAAUUUUGGAGCUAGCACAUGAAGGAAAUAGUGCUUCUAUCGUUUCUAUCCCAAAAGAUCUUCCUCCAAAGAUGAAAGAGCUCUUGAUAGAGUUAUCUAUGGUUGAAGGUGAGAUUGCUCGACUUGAAGGCCAAAUAAGCCACCUCCAAGAUGGCUUGAAGAAAGAACAGGAAAUCACCAGGGAAUCAAAAUCCAAACAAUGGAAACAAGGUUUUCUGAGUAGCCACAGUGGCUAUUUUUCUGUUCCAUCGGAUCCACUACCCACAGCAGCCAAAGGGACAGUUCAAGAAAGGAUGGGAUUUGAGACCAAGGCAUUGCAUUUCAUAAGCAAAGCUAUCAAAGGAGAUUACCAUCUCAAUGACUUCAGCACUAACGAGAAAAUUGGGGGCUUGAGAUCAUUCCAUGAUAAGAAGGAAGACCAUUUCCUGGGGGAAGCUGGAUUUUCUAAGAAAAUUCCAAGAAAAAGUGGGUUCUUGAAGCCAACCUCACCCUUACCAGAUCCAAGACAUCCAACACCAAGGAGAGUGCGUAAUGUGGACGUAGGUCUACCCUUAGUGGAUCUCCAAAUAAAUUCUCCUUCUCGUUCAAUUCCACCGCCAGAUGAGGAAAGCAUUCAAAAAUGGCAACCAAACAAGCUCUCAGAGAGCAUCAUGAAGUGUUUGAUGUUCAUUUUUGUGAGACUAACUAGAACAUCGAGAGCAAUGGAGCUAGAGAGAUCGAAUCCCAUUUCGAGGUCGUCUUUUUCUUCUUUGAGCUCAAUAAGCUUCAGGGCAGACACUGCAAACUCCAAAUCUAGCCUUAUUUUACAGAAGGAAACAAGGCAGCAGGAUCCCUAUGGUAUUUUUGAGCCAGAGGAGUCUAUUCCUAGAGACAUUGGUCCUUACAAGAACUUAAUAAUGUUCACAGCCAGCUCUUUAGACCCAAAAUGCAUCUCAAAUUCUAGCUCUAUUCCUUUAUUAGAGAAGUUGAGGACCCUAAUAAACAAUCUCCAGAAGGUGGACUUGAGAUUCUUGACUUUCCAACAGAAGCUAGCAUUCUGGAUCAACAUGUACAAUGCUUGCAUUAUGCAUGGAUUUCUCCACUAUGGAGUGCCUUCAAGCCCUGAAAAAUUGCUUAGACUGCUGAACAAGGCAACCCUCAACAUAGGAGGAAACAUGAUAAAUGCACAAGCAAUAGAGCAUUUUAUUUUAAGGAAACCAACAUCUUCAAUCAUGAGGGAGAAUGGUGAAAAGGAUGAAAAGGAAACAAUCGUUCGCAACCUUUAUGGCCUUGAGUCAUUCGAUGCCAAUGUCACUUUUGCUCUGUGUUGUGGAACUCGAUCUUCUCCAGCAGUGAGAAUAUACACAGCUGAAAGUGUCGUAGCUGAGUUGGAGAAAUCAAAGUUGGAAUACAUGCAAGCUUCCAUUAUUGUGACCAGCACAAAGAAGGUUGCAUUUCCAGAGUUGCUCCUAGGAAACAUGCUUGAUUUUGCAGCAGACCUAGACUCAUUAGUCAAGUGGGUUUGCCAGCAGCUGCCUACAUCAGGGACACUGAGGAAAUCCAUGGUGGAUUGCUUUAGGGGACAGCCCCAUGCCAAGCUAUCCAACGUCGUCGAGAAAAUAUCAUAUGAGUUUGAGUUUCAGUAUUUGUUAGCAAUAUAGGUUCAUUAUAAAGAAAUAAGUGGACAAUUGGGUUAGAAAGGGAUAAAUUGUUUGUAUAAUUGUUGAUUUUGAGUUUGAGUAUAUGUCAAGAUUUUAUGUAUAUAAUUUUAGCAUGAAAAUUGCAUUAUUGUUGAAGAUUUUUUGAAAUAAAGCUUCAGUUUU